Botrytis cinerea B05.10 is the source of this 2686-nucleotide messenger RNA. RefSeq lists its product as hypothetical. NCBI's taxonomy places the organism in Eukaryota, Fungi, Ascomycota, Leotiomycetes, Helotiales, Sclerotiniaceae. The transcript has 2 exons. The record is from RefSeq and is a predicted model, not a curated record. The coding region runs from base 882 to 2444 and encodes 520 amino acids.
GUUGUUUCUUCACUUCCAUCACCAUCACCUAUCGCCGUCGCCCAUCACCAUCACCGUCGCCCAUCACCAUCACCCAUCACCCAUCACCAUCACCGUCGCCCAUCACCAUCACCCAUCACCCAUCACCAUCACCGUCACCCAUCACCAUCACCGUCGCCCAUCACCAUCACCAUCGCCCAUCACCAUCGACCAUCGCCACCGACCAUCGACCAUCACUCAUCACCCAUCACCCAUCACCAUCGCAGAAUAUCUAUUACAAAUCAAAUCCUCUCCUAUAGUGUGUUGUAUACAAGAGUUGUGUUUUCCAGCAUCUGUUGCAUAGAACCGCCCUUCUAGUGAUAGUUUUUUCAACAUCUGUUGCAUAGAACCGCCCUUCUAGUGAUAGUUUUUUCAACGUCUGUUGUAUAGAACCGUCCUUUUAGUGGUAGUUUUUUCAACGUCUGCUGUAUAGAACCGUCCUUUUAGUGGUAGUUUUCUCAACACCUGUUGUAUAGAACCGUCCUUCUAGUGGUAGUCUUUUCAAUAUCUGUUGCAUAAAACCGUCCUUUUAGUGGUAGUCUUUUCAACAUCUGUUGUAUAAAACCGCCCUUCUAGUGAUAGUCUUUUCAACAUCUGUUGCAUAAAACCGCCCUUUUAUUGGUAGUCUUUUCAACACCUGUUGCAUAAAACCGCCCUUUUAGUGAUAGUCUUUUCAACAUCUGUUGCAUAAAACCGUCCUUCUAGUGGUAGUCUUUUCAAUAUCUGUUGCUUAGAACAACUCCAACUAUAACACAACUUAUAUAUCAGGUUUUGUGAACCACUUUCACCCCUCAUCGUGUACAAGAGUCAAGGCUGCUCUAUAGCCUGGGUGGGUUGGGAAUCACAUCUAAAGUGAGCAAAUUAUGUCGAAUGCAACUGGGAUUUUAAUCGAGAAACUCAAACUUAAACUCAUCCUUCGCGAAAGAGUGUUUAUAAAAUGGGAAGAUGACUCGGGUACACCUUGUAUACUAGGUUCUCGUUUGAGGUGUAAUGGGCAGAACCUCAACUUUUUCAUAGCUAUAUAUUAUGAUGAAGAAGGGCAUCUUCAUAUUCACUUUUCCCUUGAAGUAUCUGUUAUACUUGGAGGUACUAAGCAGAAAAUAGAGAUAUUAUUGGUUGUUCCUCCUGAUACCAACUUCUCAGAUACUACUAAUAAGCCUUGUUUGAUAUCGAAUAUCGAAAAUUUAUCUCACCUUGAUGCUUCUGCUAUUCACGAUGCCGAAAUCAGCGAUUCAAUGCAUGUUAUUUGUUUACAAUUCGAUCUAAUUACAAAAGGGUUUAUUAUUACAAAGAAGAAGAAGAAUACUACUACUAUUAAGCCUCGGAAUUACACUUCAAAAGGGUUGAUCCGUGGCUUUGAAUCUCUAUCCGAUACGAAAACCUUCACUGUGUAUAUCAAGCCGAAUGAUUAUGCACUGGUGGGCUUGGAAGAAGUUCGUAAUCGCUUAAGCAAUACUGGUACUCCUACCGACAUACACAAAACCAAUGUAAAGGAAAUAUAUGUUGGGCAAACGCCUGAAUUAGUGGAAUGGAGCAGACUUUACCCAGUAUCACUACUACCAUCAUACACUAAGAAUCCUCCUCAGCUAUCUCCAGAAGUGCAGGUUCCCCUGUCACCACCAAUCAUUUUCGAACAGGACACACCAUUAAUCAAUACUAUCGAAGCAGCGAUUGAAGAAACGCCGCCUCGGUUUCCAACUAGAUCCAACUCUAUAUCCGUACAUGGCAUUUUCUCUGGCUGUGAAGAGUCAUCAGACAGCGAAGUGAACUUGGACGAUGCCGAAAAACACAUGAGAAUAGACUUCGAUGUGGAUUCAGAUGAGGAAGAGCUUGCCAAGGAACAGUUUGCCAACAACUCUCGAGAAUCAAAUGAGCAAUUCGAUUAUGAUUUAGAAGCGUCACAGGUGUCACGGAUGCUUAGCUCAAAAUUGGAGAAAUGGAUAGAAACAGUAUUACCGAUAAACUUCAAUGUUCAUCACCACACGCGUUUAGUUACUAAGUUCUCAAUUCUUGGCAAUUGCAUUCGUACAUCGGACGCAGAUUUAUUCGAUAUUACUUUACUUUGGUGCUCUGCUUUAUUUUUCUACGAUCCAUUGGAUUCUGAUUCUGAUUCUGAUAAUACUUCUGGAUUAUGGGAAAAGAGAAAUUCAUGGCUUAUUCGAGAUAUAGUAGAACAAAUUCAAUGGGCUAAUAAAAUAAGCUAUAGUACUGAGAUAAGUUCGGCACUAUUAGAGCAUUUUACAAAGCUUGGUCAAGCUGCUCGUAUUGUUGCUCUAGAUGCUGCAUAUAAUAAAGGCGCCUAUUUUAAACAAAAAAGUGUUUUUAUUACUUACGUAUUAGCGGAGUUUGGCAAGCCGGGCAGGAAGCCUGUUUCUCGAAAAAGAUUGGAAACUGAUAGUAGUACGUCUAAGCGAGUGAAAAUAUGAUUAGAAAUUGAAUUGUUUUCUUAUUAGUAUUAUUGUCUUCGAGGUCUACUUUCAUCAAGAGAAAGGGUUUGUGUCAUUUUCUAUAUAUGAUGAAGAAUGAAAGAUAAAUAUUUAAAAUAAUGAAUGGUCUGGAAAAGGAAUGAGAAAUGUAAGGAGGAAGAUAGAAAAUAUAGAAGAAAUAUAAAAGAAUGAAAUAGGUAAUAUAGAAGAGAGGUAAUAAAUAUUAGGAUAUUAUAGUUUCA